Messenger RNA from Varanus komodoensis (Komodo dragon), 741 nucleotides. Its product is annotated as serotriflin-like. The record is from RefSeq and is a predicted model, not a curated record. The coding region runs from base 1 to 741 and encodes 246 amino acids. The transcript has 7 exons. Gene Ontology annotation, cellular component: extracellular region. Lineage: Eukaryota; Metazoa; Chordata; Lepidosauria; Squamata; Varanidae.
AUGCACUUCGGCUGCCGCAGCUGCACCCCUUCCAAGGUGGCAGAAGAGAACGCAAGGGGAGAGUCAGCCACAAGCAUACUAGGCGAUGUCUCUGAGGAGGAUCAGAAGAUUAUUAUUGAGAAGCACAACCUACUCAGGGGAGCAGUGCAGCCGCCUGCCAGCAAUAUGUUGAAAAUGAGAUGGAACGAGGAAGCUGCCAAAACUGCUGCAGAAUGGGUCAGUAAAUGCCUAGGGGAGCCCAGUCCCAAAGAGGAGCGAAUGGUGGACGGAAAGGUGUGUGGUGAGUCUAUACUGAGGGCAAACUAUCCCAGCAGCUGGACAGACGUAGUAGAUAUUUUCGCAAGUCAUCAACCUUAUUUCAAAUAUGGCAUUGGGACAACCGACUCCUCAAAAGACAUUCUGAGCUAUACUCAGAUUAUUUGGAGUCAUUCUAACCAGCUUGGAUGUGCACAUGCCUACUGCCUCAAUAACAUCCACAAUUUCCAUUAUGUCUGCCAUUACUGCCCUGGAGGAAACAUACAAGGAAAAAUAAAUACACCGUACAAAGAAGGCCCAUCAUGUGGAGACUGCCCUAACAACUGUGAGAAUAAUCUUUGCAACUAUUCAUGUCAAUACAUUGAUGAUGAUUACUGUGAGACACUGCUGAAGAGUUUCAAGUGCGACGUGAACUUUGUGCAAGAAAAAUGCCCAGCCACUUGUAAAUGCCCAAAAGAUGCCGUACAAGUUCAAGAGAUAGCUUGA